AUGGCUGAUGAUAGUGGAGGUACUAGAAGAUCUGAAAGAACCAGCAAGGGUCAUCCACCAGAGCAAACCAUAUCUGUCCUAUAUCCAGGUUUGUUUCCAGCAGUGCUGAACUUGGCUUCUAAUUCUCUCAUCACCACAAAUGCUACCUGUGGCAAAAGAGGUCCAGAGAUGUACUGUAAGCUGGUGGAACAUGUCCCUGGCCAGCCAGCAAGAAACCCUCAAUGCCGCAUCUGUGACCAGCGUAGCAGGAAUCCAAACUUGAGACAUCCGAUAUCAAAUGCAAUCGAUGGCAAGAAUACAUGGUGGCAAAGUCCUAGCAUUCAAAAUGGAUUGGAAUAUCACUACGUGACCAUCACACUUGACUUACGGCAGACAUUCCAGAUUGCAUAUGUCAUUGUAAAAGCAGCUAAUGCACCACGGCCUGGAAACUGGAUUUUGGAGCGUUCAUUAGAUGGUAACAACUAUGAACCCUGGCAGUAUCAUGCUCUCACAGACACAGAAUGUCUGACUCGUUACAACAUCAGUCCUCGCACUGGGCCUCCUUCUUAUGCAAAAGAUGAUGAAGUUAUAUGCACUUCGUAUUAUUCCAAAAUCCAUCCUCUAGAAAAUGGAGAGAUUCAUACAUCCUUAAUCAAUGGACGACCAAGUGCAGAUGAUCCUUCUCCAACACUAUUAGAGUUUACAUCAGCUCGUUAUAUUCGCUUAAGAUUUCAGAGGAUACGGACCCUAAAUGCGGAUUUAAUGAUGCUUGCACACAGAGAUCUCAAUGAAAUUGAUCCAAUAGUCACAAGGAGGUAUUAUUAUUCUGUGAAAGACAUCUCAGUGGGAGGAAUGUGCAUCUGUUUUGGCCAUGCAAAAUCAUGUCCAUUGAAUCCAGCCACAAAUAGAUCUUCUUGUGCAUGUGAACAUAAUACUUGUGGAGAAAGCUGUGAUCGGUGUUGCCCUGGAUUUAAUCAGAGACCGUGGCAAGCUGGGACUUUCCUUGUAAAGCAUGAAUGUGAAGCUUGCAACUGCCAUGGGAAGGCACAAGAAUGUUACUAUGAUCAGAUGGUUGCAGACAAAAAGCAGAGUUUGAAUAUCCAUGGAGAAUAUCUUGGAGGUGGAAUAUGCAUUAACUGUACCCAGAACACUGCUGGCAUCAAUUGUGAAAUGUGCAUUGAUGGAUACUUCAGGCCAAAAGGGGUUCAUCCAAAGAAUCAUCAACCAUGCCGGCCGUGUCACUGUUAUUCUGUGGGCUCUUUAGAUGGCACUUGUGUCAAGGAUGAAAAGCAAGCUACAGGAGAUAUGCAUCCUGGAUCCUGUCACUGUAAACCAGGUUUUGGAGGAGAGAGGUGUGAUCGGUGUGCAUUGGGUUACAAAAACUUUCCUCAAUGUGUGCCCUGCAAUUGUUCUCUGAAAGGCAGUUUGAAUGAUGAUCCUUGCGAAGGACCAUGCAGGUGCAAGGUCUAUGUUGAAGGGAAGAACUGUGAUCGCUGUCAAGCCGGCUUCUUUAACCUGCAGCAAGAAAACCCCCAGGGCUGUGAGGCAUGUUUCUGCUCAGGAAUAACAAAUGACUGUACAGAGUCUCAAUGGACUUACAGGACGAUUAUGGACAUGAAUGGCUGGCAAUUGACUGAUGAACGGGGCCUUGCUAAACUUACUCCUCAGCAGGACAGUUUCGAUGGACCUCAGCAACUGAGCAUCAGUAACAUAGUUGCAAGAACUGUUCUGCAGCCUAUUUAUUACUGGAGUGCACCGAGUCCUUAUUUGGGCAACAAAAUAACAGCUGCUGGAGGACAUCUGAAAUUUACUGUUUCAUAUGACCUCGCUGGGGAAGAAGAUAUUGCUGAGGCUGUCCUUCAGUCUGAUGUCAUCAUAGAGGUAGCGUAUUAUCUCACUAGAUAUAAAUGGGGAAGUGGGUUGAAAAUAAGCACGUCACAGGAAGGGAUUCACUUAAACCCAUUUGAAGAGCACACAGAAGAAGUCAUACUGAAGCACAACUUAUUCAUGCUGCACGGCGUCCCAGUCAGCAAAAGGGAAUUUAUGACUGUUUUGGCGAAUAUAAAAAGACUCCUUAUAAGAGCCACAUACAGCAAUGGGAUGAAUGCCAUCUACAGGUUGAGUGGUGUCAGCCUGGAAUCUGCUAACGACUUACUGACUGGACAAAAAGAUGCAUGUGCUGUUGAAAUUUGCCAAUGUCCUACAGGAUAUUCUGGUUCCUCCUGUGAAUCAUGCUGGCCAGGAAACAGGCGAGUUAAUGGCACUAUCGUUGGUGGAAUCUGUAGGCCAUGCACUUGUUUUGGUCAUGCAGAGUCCUGUGAUGAUUUCACUGGAGAGUGUGUGAACUGCAAGCACCACACAGGUGGUCGAUAUUGUGAUAGAUGUCUUCCUGGUUUCUAUGGAGAUGCCACUAAAGGGAAAGCUGAUGACUGCCAGCUGUGUGCCUGCCCACUGAGUAUAUCUUCAAACAACUCAAUCGAACUUGUUCUUGUCUACCUCAAGCCUGCAGCUGCAAUAUCAAUGGCUCAUUUUCAGAAGUCUGUGACUCUAAGACUGGACAAUGUCAUUGCAAGCCCAAUGUUCUGGGACGUCAGUGUAAUCAGUGUAAGUCUGGUACCUUUGGUGUGCAGUCAUCAAGAGGAUGUGUCCCUUGCAAUUGUAAUUCAUUUGGAUCGAAAUCAUUUGACUGCGAUGAAACCGGACAGUGCCGCUGCCAACCAGGUGUUGGAGGAAAGAAAUGUGACCAUUGUGCUCAUGGAUUUUACGAUUUUGAGGAAGGAGGCUGCACCCAUGAAUGUGGAAGGCUUCAACUGUGACAGGUGCAAACCUGGCCGAUUUGGACUCUCUGCCAGAAACCCUCUUGGCUGCAACAGCUGCUACUGCUUUGGCCUGACAUCAGAAUGCAGUGAGGCAAAGGGACUGGUCCGUGUGUGGCCAGACACAGAGAUGAAGAUAGGAAAUAUAGAAAGGCAUUUAAGCAAUUUCUCCCCUGUGUAUUUUGAGAACUGGAUAGAAAGCCAUGUUCCAUUGAGCAAUCAGGGUCAAAAUGUUGAAAAGAAACCUCAGAUUGAAUAA
Molecule: messenger RNA, 3054 nt
Organism: Protobothrops mucrosquamatus (brown spotted pit viper)
Lineage: Eukaryota; Metazoa; Chordata; Lepidosauria; Squamata; Viperidae
Product: laminin subunit alpha-2
Exons: 21
Coding region: 1-3054 (1017 amino acids)
Biological process (GO): axon guidance
Cellular component (GO): basement membrane
Molecular function (GO): extracellular matrix structural constituent
Source: RefSeq, a predicted model, not a curated record